Messenger RNA from Perkinsus marinus ATCC 50983, 1378 nucleotides. RefSeq lists its product as hypothetical. Lineage: Eukaryota; Perkinsozoa; Perkinsida; Perkinsidae. The transcript has 2 exons. The coding region runs from base 22 to 834 and encodes 270 amino acids. The record is from RefSeq and is a predicted model, not a curated record.
AGCAAUCUCUGUUUCACCCGUAUGGUCUGCUCCUCCUCCUCCACGACAAUUGAUACCUCAUAUGUUCUCCAAGUUCUUAGUAACGGUGAUUCGUCCAAGGAGGUCGUCGUCGACCAUAACGAGGGUUUGAAGCCGUCGCUAGAAGCCCCAGUCCCUCCAUAUGGCCCAGAUCUGCUAAAAAUGAUCCAGACCGAGGAGGGCAGGGCGCAGCUAAACCAACAGCAGGAGCCUCUCGUAGAAUUGCUCAAUCGCAAGGCACAGAAACUCGGCCUCGGAUUGAAGAUAGCCAGCAAAGGUUUUGCACAGCCAUCAUUCAUUACUAAGUCCAAGACCUUGACGACGUGUCCUGCUACUACUAGCACUACGGUGGAGGCUGCUGCUCCUGUUGAUGGAGAGGUUAGUGACGAUGAUAAAGAUCUGCUUGACGCUUCAAAGAUCGGUGAAGCCAACCCAGGAAAUGCCCAGUUUACCAUUAUCUCUGGUGAGGGUCAUGACAUGGACGACGAAAUAGUGGCUUCCGCGCCACCAAUUAAAAAACAAAAAACUGAGUCUGAAGAGCUCCCCAGAGGUGCCCCUCGCGAGGCGAGUGUUGCUCUAGUACAUAAGGAAAGGCUGAUCAGUGACGUCCGCUCAUCUCAAGGUGGCAGUAUAGAAGGUAUUCAUCAAACUGACAUAGAGAUGUCAGGUGGAAGAACCUUCCCUUCUAUGAUAAUAUUUUGUAAUCUGGAUGGCCUUUUUGAUAAUGUGGAGGGAAGCACUAUAUCUCUGGUUCUUGAAGGCUUCGAAGACGCACUCACCGGCGCUGAUGAGGCCAUAGUCGUUUCAGCAUGUUGAUCUACGAAUACUUAUGCUUCUGGCGAGAUGCUUCAAUUUUGGGGGUCUUUUUUUCAACCUAGGCGCGAGAAGGUGCUGUCAUUGGUGUCGUUGCAUAUUUAUCAAGUGUAUCAUGACCGCCUUGACCAUAUACUACAAAACAUUAGCAUCGGUGUCAUCACUUCAUACUGCUCCCAUCACGUAGUGGUCUUUUGUCAGCCGACUACUGCGCAUAUUCAUAGAGGAACUCGCGGAGGUUUUGUGCCAGUAGCAUGGCGUGAUGAUACGAUGCCUACAGUUCUAUGCAGAUGAUCAUGGGUCUUUCAACGCGUUUGUUGUUGGUGAAUCAUUUCGAGGGUUGAUGACUUUUCAUCUUCGCGAAGUACUUUCUAUGGAGGAACGUGACCCGUGGCUCAUCAUAAUAUAUGUUUUUAUAAGCAAUUUUGGGUGGUCGUCUUUCUCGCUAUAGUAGGAGGGUCAGUGCCAUUACAAUGCCCAUGGGACCGGCGAGAUCAUGGCCUCCUUAACGAGCCACUUUACUCCCACAUUGCUCCGUGGCUGUCUC